Messenger RNA from Anisakis simplex (herring worm), 3846 nucleotides. The record is from the annotation of a GenBank genome assembly. NCBI's taxonomy places the organism in Eukaryota, Metazoa, Nematoda, Chromadorea, Rhabditida, Anisakidae.
AGAUUCGACAAGAACGCUUCAUCCGAAGUAGAGCAACCAACUGCAAAACAACCGUCUAGCGAAGCACAACAGCCAAAUUAUUCGGUAACAUUGGAGGUAGAGCUGUCCAGGGAACAAACAGCUAAUGUUGCAACGCUGAAGUAUCCAGCAUCGAAACAACCCAACACAAAUAUAUCAUCUGAAUUGCACGAACCAAAACAAAUUCAACAACAACAACACCAAAUUGAGUCAUUCCGUCAAAUACAACAAUCAACACAGCCUUCAUAUACAUUAAGCGGCGCUUCACAGGUUUCACCACCGACUUCAUCGUGCGUUUCGUAUACAUCUGCAAAUUUGACGUUUCUUAAGGAGAAACUUUCGAGCAGUCAUCAACAGCUAUUCGAGGCAACGUCAAAGACAAGUGAUCGUACGGCAAAAGAAGAAGAAUCUGAGGAAAAGGUGAAAGAUUCUUUCAGUGAGUCGGCAGGAAAGAAAUUUCAGGAGAACGUAACGAAAACAGCGAACAGUGCAUCGGCAAUGAACACAGUGCAUGUUCCGCUCGGUAACACUUUCUCUGGAAUAUCCUCCUACCGUGAUGAAAGCAAGGACCAAUUCAACAGAUCAGUGUUGAAUGACGAGAAUGUUACUGACGAUGAUGUGAUGAUUUUUAACAUUGAUUUGGGUCAUCACACUACGAAUCCACAUAAAUAUUUCGGAUUUACUGUUGCGGGUGGCAAAGACAAAGACAGCGCACUGAGAGUCGAAACCGUUAUUCGUGGAACUCCAGCUGACGAGUGUGGUCUAAAGGCUGGCGAUUUGAUUUUGAGUAUAAACGGUGAAUCGGUAGAAGAGCGUUAUCUUCAAAGUGUCAUACGAAUGAUCCACGAGGCGGCACGUCUCGGUGAAGUAGAAGUCAAAAUCAGGAGACCACCAUAUGAAACAGUGAAGCGUGAUCAUAUUGAAGGACACAAUGAAUUAGAAACGAUGGUAAUCACAUCACCUCGUUCAACACGCCAACAACAUCAAGAAUGCUAUAAUGGCGAUGGAUUGGUCUCAUUCGAUGAGAAACGAUCAAUGUUCGAUAGAAAGACGAACGAUGAGAACAUUGCUAGCAGUAGUUACAAUCAGUUCAAGCAACUCAAGAAACAAAAACAACAAACGUUUAAAUGGAACCCGACUUCUUCAGUGGCUCCUCGUGCACUAUCUACAUCAACGUUACAACACCAGUCAAACGGACCCACGCCGAUCACAGAUGCAAACGCGCCACUAGUUGAUCAUCAAAUGAGCAACAUUAAUAAGCUGGAUGCAGUCACGAGCAGUGUCCGAUACGGCUUUCAAGCGGAUCAUUCGGCCGCGUCCUCGCGACCAGCAUCCACUCGUUCACCGUCGUUAUCGCCUUAUGACGACGAUUGUUGCGCUGAUUUUGAAGCAGCACCUCGGGAUCGUUGCUCUACGUUCGGUUCAUCAACGGAUUCGGCCAUCUUCGAGAGCUCACUUCCAUUCGGCUCAUCGCUGAAUUCAACCCGCAGUAGUCCCAGAUCGAAUAAUGCGGAUUAUCGAGUUACAUCAAUGCAUGAUAAGCCAGAACCUGGUAAAUUGUCCGAUUUCAUACCUGAAGUCGAACGAAACGCACGUCAACGAAAUCAACAGAGUUAUCGUGGUAACGAAUACGAUGAAAGCUAUAAACGUAGAGAACAAGAAGAUGAGUGCGGAUAUACUGCUGCCGGUUUGUCGCCAACUAGUGGAAUACAGCCGAAAGUGGUUCGAAAUUACGAUGUUACUCCUUGCAGAAGCGCCACUAUUUCACCGGUUCAAGAGAGACGUAAACAGUUAGAAGAGAACCGCGAAAAGAGUGAUUCCACUGAUCAUGGUCAAGAGUUAUUGCCAGAUGACGCUGAUCAGUUGAACGAAACUCAGGCAAACACAUCAUCGAAACCGCCCAAUAUUCCAGUUGGUAUUGGUGUGGCCUCAGCUGAUGACAGCAACAAUCCCAAACUACUGCCAACAAUGGCUGGAAUUCGUAGUUUGAUGGCAUCAGACGAUAACAUCACUACUCGAGCGCAUCGCGGUGACAUCGAUGAACAGGCUGAAUCGCAGGGUCACAGUACCGAACGUUUGAUGUCGCUGACACCGUGCAGUUGGCCAGAAUCUGUAACGUCAACAUUCAGUGCAAUUGGCGAUAGCACCACCGAGAUGAUGUCAGGCGGAUCAAUGGGCUCAAGAAGUAGCACAAUUCGUAGUGGUGUGGGCGUAGGUGGGGGCGACGGUGGUGCUCAUGCAGCAUCCGGGGCAGAAUGCUGCGGAAGUGAUAAGCGAGUGACAUUCGGCUGGUCGGAAACACACGAAAUAACACCACGUCAAACGCAAGAGAUUAUAUAUCCAGUGCCGAAUGAAACUAAACAAACGCAGCCAAAAGAUCGCCUCGAAGAACGGAAUGCGUCCAGUCCUAAAAGUGACAAACAUAGUGAAAGAAUGGAAGAACCUAAACCAGCACCAUCACUUAAUCCGCCUUCAACAAAACCAGUCGAAAUAAUCCAUCCGAUCCGUCUACUUGAUCAGCCGGCUAACAUUGAUAGAACUACUAGUGCUGGAGUUGCCGUCUCGGAUAAGCCUCUACGUAUAACCACCAGGGAAGUACGUGAGGUAGAAGAACAAGAAGAGAAAAUCACAAAAGUUGAACGUAGAAAGGAGACAACGCAAAAGAAACUUCAUCAACCACGUCGUAUUCCCAUCACACCAAACCUGCCACGUUCUCAUGUUGUUCAUUUGAGAUGCAGUUCAUGUAACAACCUACUCAGUGACAGCACUCCUUAUCACGGUAGUUCAUCAACAGCUCGAAACGUUGAUCAUUUCAGUGAAGAUGAGACGUUUAUUCGUAAAGAAAAGCAACAACACAGUUAUCAUCCCACUAAGGCAUCCUCAUCCAGUUGUGAUGAUGAUCCACCAACAGUUCACGCCACUAGACAUCACCGUUUGAAUGGUGGUGGUGGUGUGACAACGAAGUCGUACGAAUCGCUCACAGAACGCUUCUAUAAAACGGAUGUUCGUACGAAAUGCUUCGUGACCAAAUCGUUAUCACCACAACGUGCAACGAUCACGUUCAAUUGUGAGACGUUCGAUAAACCGCUGGAUGAAUUCAAACAACGCGCCCGUCAGCAUAAUACUGAUCCGAAUCGUACGCGUCCUAAACUUAUUGAAGCAACGGAUUCACGUGAGUGGAGGCAAAUCAUUGAGCAACAACGUUUACCAAAUGCGGGUGAUUCGAGUAGCAGGAAUCGUCUCGACUCCGACUCCAAGUUUCGAGUUGUACACAGCUCAUCUGGAUCGCUGAAGGACACUCUUAUGAAUUCCUCAUCCUGGUCAUCGCAGUCGUCACGACCUCAUCCGCCGACUGGUAUCACAGAUGCAACUCGAUUGAAUAGAGCAGAACUGAAUGCUUCUUCCGAAUCAAAACUGUCCAAGGCUACAGCUCCAACGUCUAUUCUGAGGACAAGCGUUGAGGUACUACAUAAGUUCCCAGAGGAGGUACAGUCUCAUUCAGCCGACUCUAAUGAAACCAUGCCAGCAAAAUCUUUUAGAAGUGGACGAGAUGAAAACGUUGCUGAAUCGAAAUCGAACGAACAUGUAGUGGCGGUUAGUGGGAAGAAUAAAUGCUCGCAUUGUGGCAAAGAACUUGGGCGUGGUGCAGCGAUGAUCAUCGAAUCCCUAGGUUUAUUCUAUCAUUUGACCUGUUUCCGAUGUUAUGUCUGUAAUACGCCACUGGGAAACGGUCGGCAAGGAGCGGAUGUGAGGGUCCGUGACUCAAAGCUUCACUGUCAACGUUGUUACAGCAACGAUGAAGCCGGACUCAAGUUCAGUCAGGUGUAA